CUCCUCACUGAGAGUACAGACAGUCAUACUGAAUAUACUCAACUGACACAGAAAGAGGAAGAAGAGAAGAGGGAAGAAAGAAAGGCAGAAACACGGUCAGAGGGAGAGAGAGUGUGUGACAGAGAGUGUAUGACAAAGAGAUAAUUCAGAAAUAUAAAAGUUAAGAGAGACAGACAGAGUGUGGAUGCUUAACAUGAGAGCAGAGGAUUAAAGUGCUGAACUGACGCUGCCACCUGACUGUCUGUGAGUCCACCUGCAGACAUGUCCUCCCGGGCGGAAAGUAAGACAGGUAUGCUUCUCUUCAACUCUUCCUUUGAUGCUAACUAUUAGCCACCACAGGCUAAAAACAUUCAAACAUUUAUCUCCUCUCAGUUAACUUCAGUUUCCUAUUUAAAGUUAAACUAAGAUGACUGAAUUAGCUGUGUUUUUGUAAUGAUGAUGAUGGUGAUGAUGGUGAUCUUUUUCUCCCUAAGCCUCCCAAUUUGCAUCCCUCACCUUGAAGCUGAAGGGUAAAAUCCAAUCACAGACGAUCAGACGCUUUGAGCGAAUCAAGCACAGUCCAUCACAGAAAACCAAACCUCCUGAUCUGAACUUGGAGCAUGAAAACACAAUAGAGCACAAGGUACAGAAACACACAAACACACACACACACACACACGCACACACCCACACACACGGCCUGCUUGCAGUUCACACAGGCACAACUCAAAGCAAAAGUAACACGAUGCAAAUAAGAUCCACUCUGGGCAACCUAACUUGCACAAGACAACACACACUGCAACACAAUGCACGCACACCAACAACUAUGCUGCAACACAAGGAAGACAUACAGCAACACAAGGUCAUCACAAUGCAACACAUGACACAUGCGUUUGUCAAUGCGAGUGAAAUAUGAUGCACAAUCUUUGAAAUGAGGGUACACAUCUUAGCUGCAUUAAGGUGCACACACAUUAAUAACUGACAAUGUUAGAUACUCACACCACAACUUCAGGUACAUGCAUACACGAUGCACACUGUGAUCCACAUUUCACACACUGCAACACAAAGUACACACUGCAAUACAGGGUGACAGCUCGCAUUCUCAAAUAAGAAGUACACAUCUACGCUGCUAAAUGAAGUAUGGACUAAAAUACUUAAGACACACACACACAAAAUACUUAAGACACACAAACAAACACAUACACACACUAAAACCAAAAUUACACCCAAAGUGACUCAAGUGCACAGUCUGAAAUACAAGGUCCACACUCUGGAAGACAAGGUUACUGUGUGCUUUAAAACAGCGGUUACACACUGAUCUGUGCCACACAGAUAAACUGUAACACAAAGUGCACAAACACACAGCUUUGUGUGUUUGCUGCGUGAUGUUUUAGGAAAAGACUAACAAUAGAUUUGGAGCUGCAGAGUGACAGAUUGUGUAUAAAACAUGAAUGGCACAACAGCUCCCCAAAAGCAGGGCCAGAACUUUUUUAGAGCUUCCCCUGGAGGCAGGUUGAAGUACAGGUUUUUUAACCCGGGGUCUUUUCUAUUCCUUUAUAACACACACAAUAUAAAUCAAACUGGAAAAUUAAGACUGUCAAAAGUGUUUUCCUCAAACAUUGUUAGUUAGUGAGUUAGUUGGUGAGUUAGUUAGUCAGUUAACUGCGUUGAACACUAAAGCUUGGCCCUCGCUGAAAGCUUUUUUAAACUUUAAUGGAUGUUAAAAAUGUGAGACACCAUCCUACACAAUGACAUAUUAGGCUCGUCACAAUAUCAGGUUUUCUUUCUGAAUCAUCCUGAGCAUAAAAUAUGACAAUAAUGAUAUCAUCACCAUAUUUAUGGAAAGCUUGAAGAAAGUUUGAUUGUGGUCACAGGGCACCUUGUAUGAGCGCUUGUGUUGUUGUUGGUCCAACACUUCUUACACCCGUGUAAGUUCACACUCUCUGUGUUCCAGUCUGUGUGUGGGUUAGCAGACCAGGAGCGAGCGGUCAUCAGCUCUCUGCAGUACUUCAAAGCUCUGGUGGACAGACUGGGAGUAGACAAGCUGGUCCAGGAUCAGUCUGUAGUGGGUGGUCUGCUAGGUGGGGCGUCUGGUGGAGUCCUGGAGGCGGUCCAGACUCUCGUCCAGCUGGAGCCUCGCUUGCACAGCAGGUAAGUGACUCUUGUUGUUAACCUCUGACGUCAGACCAUAGUGAAAGACCUGUCCCCUGACCUGACCCUGUCUGUCCUCUCUGCAGUAAGACCAUCUCUUCCUGUCUCACUCGUCUCUACCAGUAUGUGGCUCAGCUGAUUCGAUGGACUGAUCAGGUGAUGCUGCAGGGAGCUGCCCAGGACAGCAAAGACUCCAAAGCAAGCGUCACCGCGGCGAUCAGGGCAGUGCUAGAUGGAGUAAAGGUGAGGACUAUCGGUGGACUGGUGUUUGUGUCCUCAUCUACUUACUCGUGUCCUGUUAAUUUUCCGAUCCAUCUUUAUCUCUUCUUUCAUAUUUUUCCUCCUCUUCCCCUAAAGUCUCUUUUGUCUAAUUUUACUUCAGCUCAACUUUUUGUUCUGUCUUUCUGUUUCUUUGUCAUGCUCGUCCUUUUCUAUUCUGGUUUCUCUCUUCAAUCCAAAUGUGUCCAGAGAGUGUAAAAAGGCAUAGCCUCAGCAUGUCUGUAAAUAUUGACUGGUGUCUCAGUCCUCAUCUGUGCUCAUUGUAUAAAACUGAGUGUCUCUGUUUUCAUCCCUCUUUUGUGCUCUUAGUUUUUGUCCCUUUCUGACGAGUUGACCCUCUUUUUGUCUUUAUGUCUCUAACUGACCCAUAAACCUUCCACUAACCUUCCUUUUUUUCUCUCUCUGUGGUAUGUAUCUUCUUUUGUCCUUUUUGCAUCUUUCUGAACUUGUCUUCCUCUGUUCUAUUUUUCCUUUCCUUUGUGUAUCUUUCUUUCCAAUGUGUCUUUUCUGUCCUUUUUGUAUCAGUCUGUCUUUUUUUGUCUUCCUCUGUUCUGCAUGUCUUUGUCUGUUCCUUUUGUUGUCUUUAAUCUUUUCUGUUGCUUUUGUAUUUGCUCAUGUUCAGUGUAUUUCAUGUCUCUUUUGUCUUCCUUGUGUCCUUCAUGUCUUCUUGUGUCCUUUUAGUCUCCGUGUGUCCCUCAUGUCUUCUUCUGUAUUUUUACUUUUCCUUGUGUCCUUUAUGUCUUCUUGUUUCCUUUCAGUCUUCCUUGUGUCCCUCGUGUCUUCUUCUGUAUUUUUACUUUUCCUUGUGUCCUUUAUGUCUUCUUGUGUCCUUUUACUCUUCCUUGUGUCCUUCAUGUCUUCCUGUGUCCUUGAUUGUCUCCCUUGGGUUACCUUUAUUCUGUGUUUUUUGUCCUCCUCUGUCUCUUUAUCUUUUUCUUCUUUUUCUGAUCUCCUGUCCCACCUGUUUUUGUCCUUUUUUCUUUUUCUUUUUUUUUUGUCCUUUUCUUUCUUAUUUGUCAUUUUCUGUCCUUUUUGUCUUAUUCUGGAGGGCUGUCAUGCCCACUCCUUUGGUACUGCCUUAUGGGUCUAAACCUUUUUGUUGUCUUCUUUGUAUCCUAUUUGUCUUUUUCUGUCCUUUUUUCUAUUUACAGUCCUUUGUGGGGGGUUUUUCGUCUUUUUGUCUUAUUCUGUGUUGUAUCUCUUCUUUGCCCUUUGUUGUAAUCUUCAUUUCUUUUCUUUUUUUUCUCUCUUUGUUUCUUUUUCUUUCUUCUGUGUCUUUUUCUCUUUGUUUUUCUGCUCUUUGUGUUUUUGUCCAUUCUUUUUUUGUCUUUAUUGUCUUUUUACUCUUGUAUGUCUUAAUAGCGUGUGCCCUGGUCUCCUCUAUACUUUUUGUCUUCCUUUAUUCUACUUCUGUCAUUUCUCUUGUAUGUUUUUUCAUGUUUGUUGUCCUCAGUCCAGUUGUCCUGUUCCUCACUUUCUAGUCUCCUGUCCACGUUGUCAUAGUCAGACAAUGAAGUCAUGUUUGACCUCACAAACCCCUGUCUUUGUCUGUCUUUUCUGUCCUCUUCUGCCCAGUUAGGACCAAAGGGUCCAGGACAAUCAAAAAAUAAUCUCAAAUGAUGGACUGGUGAUCCUGUAUGUCCACUUCUUUUUGCCUUUGUCCCUUCUGUUUUCCUGUCCUUCCCUGUGUCUUGGCCUCUUAUCAUGAUAUCCUGCCUUUCCUCGAUUAUUCACAUUGUCCUUUUUUGUUGUGGCUGUCAUUUGACCUUUCAUUUUUAGUCAUCUUAUUUUUCUCGUCCUGCUCUGUUUGGACUGUGUCCUGUUGUUGUCCUGUUUUUGUCAUACGAUCCAUCAGUUGUUGUAGUAUUGUUGAUUUGUUUUGUCCCAUUCAUUUGUCAGGAGCUGGUUCGAUUGGCCUCAGAGAGACAAGACAGCUCAGCCCCCUUAUCUCCUGUCCAGCUACAGCCUCCUGUGGAGCAGACCGACUGUUUCAAAGACCAGCCGUCUUCAGACAGGCUAUCUGCCUCCUGGAGUCAAGGAACUCCCGCCAAGGAGGAGAAGGAGGAGGAGGAGCAGAAGAAGCUGAAAAGUACGGCGGAGCAAAUCUUUUCAGUUCCUCCUAAACCCCCAAUGCCCCUCUUAGACCCGCUCCCCCAGAUGACACCCCAGCUGGGACUGAGGUGAGUCUGAAUCAAGUAAAUGGUGUCAGUAAGUUUGGUCAAAUUAACAAUAAAACCAUGUAACUCUUUGAAACCUGAUUGGCUGCUGAAAUUUUCCUGACAGCUGUUGACUAAUCCUGGCAUCCUAGGAUUUGCAUUUCGGCUCAUUUUGGACUCAAAAACAGCAUCAGUUUUAGUUUGUUUUAAAGUACCCCAUCUGAUUCUAGAUAACACUUAAUGACAGUUUUAAGGUGUCUUUUAGCAACUGCUGUGAUCAAUCAUGCAGUGUUCAAUCAAAGGCAUCCUUACUUGAGGCAUUUGUCAUUCAUUUAAAGGGAUUCCAAACUUUCAAUUUCCAAUUGUCUUUUAAUGACUGGACCUCCAUUGGGAUCUUAGCUGUUAUUGUCUUUUCACAAACCUUAUCAGAAAGGAGUCAACUUGAGAGUUUGAUUUUAAAACUUGCUGCCAGGAAUAAAUCCAGAUAUUUGAGUGACAUCGCCCUACUUCUGCAUGUUUAGACCUCUGUUAUGCUCAGUUGGAAGUUUAUCUCUGCUGUAAUACUGGACAUGAAGAGUCUUCUUUAUGAAGUUUGUGAAAAGGACCCAACAGAGAGCAACUUUAUCUAGCUGGAUCGCUUAAUUCCUUCCAACAUCUGAGAUCCAAGCGUGGUCUAACAUCCUUCUGUGCUUUCACCUAUGGAGGUCCACUGUGCUCACAACCAGGCCCAGAACUAUGGGCAAGAUAUUAUAGAUCAAAACAAAUGUAUGUAUGUGGACAAGUCAGUUUAGCGUGGAAGAGAUGACAGGAAUGAGUUACUCUUUUAUGCAUAAUCAGGAGAUCUGCUGACUCAGCCUAAGUAUAACUGACAAGCCGAUUUUAAUAAAUAAGCUGAUAUUAAUUGGAUUUAACGAUAUAGAUAUAUAGAUAGUUACCUUUUUAAAUCUACGAUGAUUUUUGAUAUAUCAUUAAGUUUAUGAGAUUAUGGGUCGUGCUGGUGUAGGUGAGUGUGACAAUGAAACUGUGUCAGUAUGGUAAUAUGAUGGGCAGAAAUAGAACUGUGGAUUCAACAGGAAGUAAGACGACGAGAAGCAUCACAUGUCAGCGCUCCCCCACGUCUCUGUACUUCCUGUCUCUUUGCUCACUGAUCGACAGCAGGAACCAGAAAAAGAAGAGGAAGUGAGAAAGACAGCUUCAGCUUCUCUUGGUUCCUUUUCAUGGAAAUCAACCACUUUUGGCCCAAAGAUGUGAGCUGUUGGAUGCUAUUCGUCUUUUUCAAAAGGGAAGGGGGUUGCAAAAUAAAUAUACCAUUAACAGGAAGCUGUCGGCUGUGGCGAGCAUUGUUCACAUAAAUACACUGUUAUGAAUAUGAAUAUUUUAUAUAUAGAGGCAUGAGAGGCUCCGAAACCUGCAGAGAGAGGUUGUGAAAGUACACUGUGGAUAAAAAACAACUUUAGUAUCAAUACAGAAAGCAGGACUGUUUAAGAAGGCUGCAGUCAAAGCUUAAAACUUUGGCAUCAUAAAAACACUAGUCUGAGGUCAAUUUUCUUCAUAAAGUCCAGAUAAUGGUGAACAAAUCAGGGGUGAAGUACUGAAAAAUCAUCAAUUCAUGUUAACCAGCUUCAUCAACUCUCUUAUUAAAGCUAUUAAUUUGUCUUCCUCCCCUCAGUCCUCCAGCGCUACCCCCAAAGAAACGUCACUCUUUACCCGGCCCCACCCUCUGCAGGGUCGCCAUUGUAGCACCAAUGAGACGAGAGUCUGAUGUAAACAUACAGCUGAAGCAGGUUUGUUGAACUAACUGCUCCUACUGUCAGAUAUUAAACACAGUCUCAAAGCUUUAUUUACACAAAGGUUGUCAUUGGAAAAGUUAGACCUCAGACUGUUGAAACUGUGGGGAAAUAAAGUCAUCAUCCUCAUCAUCAUCAUCAUCCUCAUCAUCAUCAAUUGUCAGAUAAAGUGUAUUAAUUAAUUAUUAGUUGUGUAUAUUUAAGUGUGCGUUUGCGUUACAGGAAGAUGAGGAGUUUUCCAAACGUUGUUCUUCUUCAUCAGCAAACUCUUCUACUGAGAAAAUACACUGUGGUAAGAAACACACGCACGCACUCUUUUCCAGUCAGUGUGUUUGUGUGUGUGUGUGUGUGUGUGUGUGGGGGGGGGGGGGGGGGUCGAGUGACAUCACUUCCUGAAUGUUGACAGAUUCAGGAAACAGUGCCUAGUGUCUCCUCCUUAAAGCAGCAAGACUCACUGCUGCCUCCUGCUGGACAAACUUGCAUAGACAUCUUUGAUAGCUUCACUUAAGACAGAUGCUGCAAAAUUUGAUCAAUUCUUUGAUGGAUUGUGAUAAUCUUGAUCCAAAGAUCAGGGUCGUCUUGACAAAGCAGUUCUUGGAUUAAAUCAAAUACAUGCUGAAGAUGUGAGAAAGCUCAAGCAGGCGAUAAAUGACAGUGUCAUCAGUAUAGAAGUGAACAGCAGCAUUUGGGUCCAUAUGUUUAAGACAAUUUCAAAAUCCUAAUCGUCCACAUCCAGCAUCCUUUUGACCAACCACAGGGGUGGGGGAGUUACAAACAUUUGUCACCUGACUGACCUGAAGCAUGAAGUAUUUACAGUUUGUUCACAUAGAUAGUUCAUGAUCUAACACUCUCUGUGUCUUCCAGAGGAGGAUCCAGAUUACAACUUCCUCCACACUGACCUCUCCUCCUCUGAGAGUCUCCCUCCUCUUCCUCCCCAGCCUUCCCUCCCUCCUGCUCUGCCAGAGAAGAGAAAUCGCAGUGCCACAGGUGAGGAGACAGCUGAGCUUCACUCGUACAUCUCUCCGUCUAUCGAUCUGACUCCUCUCUGCUGUUCUCAGCAGGAAACACCGUCUCUCAGGUCUCCACCUCUUUUGGAUUCGACGCCCCCCCUCAGGAGCAGAGUCCCGCCUAUCCUGAUGAUGUCAUCAUCCUUGAUCAGGCUCUGUCACCUCUGUCCCCCAGCAAGACGCCCCCUCCCCUCCCUGAAAAGAAACGCCACAGUGAGUCCAAACAAAGCAGAAUAAAAAUCCAUCAGUAGCUCAGAGUAAAGUGUCUUACCUGUUAGUCAUUCCUCACUAAUGACUGUCUGUGCAAGAUAUUGUAUUUCUGUGUUUACGUGUCUUUCUCUCUCUCUCUCCUUACCUGUCUCUGUCCCUGUCUGCAUCCAGUCCAUCAGUACCUCCAGUUCUGUUCAUCCUACAGUGGCCAGUCACCUGCCAUGUUUUACAAUCAACCUUCAACCUUCCAGCGAUACAGCAUCAGGCAGCGAGAAGUGGAGAACACUUACCAGCUCACACACCUGGACAUACACCUGGAGACGCAAACAGAAGACCCCGCCUCCUCACCUGAGAAACCUCCUGCUCCAGUUCUACCACCAAAGAAGAAACAACAGGUGAGAAUUUUGGUUCCUUUUUAUCCACUUACCUAUGUCUUCUUGUCUCCUCUCUACUCUGAUAAUGAGGAAGCUGUUCCCCUGUGCUGUAACAGAGAAUUUUUUACUUCUCAAAUUUUUAUUUUUGGACUGAAAAUUACUGCAUGAACCGAAAUAUAAGGCAAGUUUUUUUUUUUGAGAAUAUCAGCUCCAAAUGUUGACCUGUAUAAUGUAGUGGUUUAACGGGAAAUUCAGAUCACAGAGUGUGCAGGCUGAAGGCCAUACCUCUAGAUCUCUUAAAGAAGUAAAUAGCAUGGGACCAUCUUGGGACCACUAAUAUUGACAGUUUAUAUUAGCAGUAUUAGUUCAAAUGUUCCCAAUGCAAGUUUACAUUUAUAUGUAGAUGAUACUGUCAUAUACUGCGCAGCUCUAAUGCAGUAUAAGGCCAGAAGUUACCUGCGAGAUGUCUUUGAUACUACGAAAGACACCUUUAAUGAGUAGAAAUAGAUCUUUAAUCCUGAUUUUAAAAAGUCAUGAUGUUUAAAAACUCAAAGACUAAGCUGCUGUACCAAAGCUGAUGAACCUGCCAUCUAUAACUACAUAUCUCUCAUUUUGACUGAGUCUGUAUCGUCCUAUAGAUAUCUUGGGUUCUUGUUGAUUCUCAGUCUUGAAUUUCAAAUGCAGCAACUUAUAAAGAAGCUGAAGCCGGGGCUGGGCUUCUAUUCAAGAAUAAGUCAUGUUUUUUUUUUUGUUUGUUUUUUUGUGCUGUGGAAGAAAAAUAAACAUGUUGCUGCUACUUUUAUGCCUGUGAUUGGCUGUGGUUAUAUUUUGAUCAUGCAUGCAGCAUCUUAAAGCCUUUCGUCUCAGCUCUGAGGUCCACUACAAACCUUCAGUCUCUGAAUCACCAUUUCUCUUUAUAUGCUCAAGUUGGCUGCCCUGAAUUGUCCACUCAUAAGCUAAAUCACUGGCGGGUCCUUAUUUAAAUGUCGAUUUUCAACUUGCUCUCCUCUUAUUUAUUUAUGCUAAUAAACUGGAAAAUGCUGGAAACUAGAGUCUUUGCUCGGUGACUCGGUCACAUGACUCAUCUUUGCUUUCCGUCCCCAUUGUGCAUCUUGAAAUGGGGUAAAAGGAGUUUUAAGGAAACUGCUCCUGCAGCUUGGAGUCUCCAAGAUAAUUUGGCUCUUGGGGAAGUGGUCCCUCUGAAGGGUGAAAGAUGCACCAGGCUGUAGUUGAUUUAGUUAUGAUUUUCUUGUCAGUUGAUUAAGGUUAAUGCUGACGUGUGUUUUUAACUGUUGUGUUUUUGUAUGUCUGUAACUUUUCCCGAACUAACUGCUAAAAAUGUUGACCAGGGUGGCCUUGUAAAAAAUGUACUUCUGAGCAGACAUAAAGGUGACAAGGAGGCAGUUUUUGCUCAGUCAUCAUACUUAUUUCUACACAUUCUGCCCUCCAAAAUAAUUGAAUAGUCCUCCCUUUAAUAUGACUUGAGUGUCAUGUUGCCUGAAAUUCACCUUUGAUGCAUUUUUUAUGGAUUUUGAUGUUAAUUAUUCUUUUAAAGUGAAAUUACAAGUACAGUACACACAAAAAAAAUCUAAGGUUCUGGAGUUAUAAACUUAAAUUUCAACUGAGGAAAGACUUGAGAAUUUAAAUUAUCAUAACUAAAAAGUGAAAAUUCAGUUUUCAGCUGUUAAUUAAUUUUCCAUAGUGGGUUUUGAAAAUCUAAUAUGCUUGAACUUGACAAAAAUACAAAAUAGAAAACAAUUGUUUUGAAAUCCCAUGUUGCACCUUCCCAUUUUAUUUUUUCUUCCUUUUUUUUCCUCUUUUUCUUCUUCCACUUCUGCUUCUUCUUGUUGUGUUUUUAUAAUGUUUGGAAUCCACAUUGUUGCAUCACUGCCACUCUCAGUUUUGACCUUUCAGUUUUCACUUGUUUGGGGUUUAUUUUCAGAUUUGCAAAAAGUCCCAAAUCAUCAGACUGACAAAUUUAAUCUCAUGUAAUAAUGAGUUAUAGAGAUUCUCAGCUCUCUCUUGGAGUAAGUGUGGCACAGAUGAGGCAGUUAAUGAACUGAAAGACCAUUUAAAAGAUUCUGACCCAAUCUUGUUUUUGUCUUCAUUAGGAUCCAGUUGAAACUCUCAACAAUGAGCAUGAGGAUCUCCAGCCCAAAGACAGGUAAUGCAAAAACAGCCAUAUCAACACACACUUUUACACAUACAGCCACUUUAAUGCUCUGUUCUGCAGUCCCCAGAGUCUCCAGCAGGAGGAGGAUCGUUGCAAGAAGAGCUCAGGGCAGCUGGAGGGGAAGGAGGAGGUGUUACUGACCAACCGGCAGGAGAUCCUACAGAGAAUCACAAUGAAACCUGAGGUACCCCCUGACCCCUCUGCUGAGCAGUUAUUCAAGCUCUUUAUUUCUACCUAAACUCUGUCUGUCUGUCUUAGGACGAGGAGGGUCCAGAUGUGAAAGGAGCCUCUCCUGAGAUCCUGUUGGUCUUUGCCACAGAGACUGACAGAAGUAACGGUGAGUCCUUGUCUCAAUCCUAACUGCAUGAGAAUUUUCCUGCUCGAGGGGAGCAGGAUCCAAGAGGCUGAAGUUAGUCUGUCAAAUACACAAACUGCUGCUAUAUAAGAAUUUUCGGGGAAUAAAUAACCUCUGAGUUCAAGAUAAGAUUUUGACUAAAAAUGAAUCAUUUUAAGGUGUAACUCAGGGGUACAAGGAACCUCUCUUCAGGGGCAAGAUGAUAACUAUUCAACACAGGAGCCUUACUUCUUGUUGUAAGAUUGUAACUUUUGGAUUUACAGUCAGAGAGACCAGCCUGUGGGCCGGAGAUUGUUAUUCUGGGAAAGAACCACUCACACUUAUGUUAAAUGCUUCAUGACUUUUAACUGUUGUGCAUUAAUACUGUUACCUAAUUGCUCCUUACAUCAACUCUUUUUGUUGCUAAAACAUCGAGAUUGACCUAUUUUCACAUAAGAAUUAUGUUAUGAUAGGUAAGUGUUGUGUUUGCAUGCAUGCCAUGGUUAAUAAAUGUGUUAUUGUUUGUGUCUAUGUGUGUGUGUGUGUUAAGACCAAGGCAUGUACCGUGAAGCCUUCCUCUCCACAUACAGAAGCUUCAUCAGUCCCAGUGAGGUGAUCAGCAAACUACAGCACAGAUAUCCUCUCUGUCGGUAGCUGCAUUAUCAGCUGAACAAAGAUUUACGGUACUGUCUCCUGAUUGGUCAGAUUGUGAUCGCUGCAAGACAUCUGGAGCUUUUUUAGUUGGAGGUUUUUGAAGAAGUUGGAAAAAGAAAAAAAAAAAAAAAGACAACAAUAUCAGUUUGUCCAGUUGUUUGUCAAUAACACAAUAGUUUUCACAUAUCUUGAGACAUUAUUAAAACCAUCAGUUCAACCUUUAACCACAAACACGUACAGACACUUUUGUAAAGGACGAGAACCUGCAGAUCUGAUGGCUGCCAAGAAGACUUUUCACCUGCUGAUCAGAGUCGUCGAUGAGUUAUGGUGAGACAACACACACCUGAAACAAUACAGGGCUUCGGUUUUGACGCUCAUUACCAGGUUGAAUGAUCUAGAAAAGGUCACUUUACUUCAGCUUUGGCAUAUUUGUUUCCCUCUAGUAGUUUUUGGUGCUGUCACUAUCACAUAUUAAGAGAAAGUUCAGUUUACUGUCCUCCAUGUUACAUAUGUUUAAAUGUAAUUUAUUUUGUUACAGUGCAAUAGAGCUAGAGUCCGAUUUGCUCCUGCUCCUGAUGGACCUGGUGUUCAUGCUCCUGACUGGUGGAGAGCUGGGACCGGCUCACUUGCUGCGCUCAAACAUCCUGUCCAAGAUGGAGCAGAGGUGGCAGCUGAUUGGAUCCCCUGAGUCUCUCCGUCCUCUUGCAGCAAAGGGUGUGGCUGCGAGGUAACUUAUGACCUCUGACCUCUCGGAUGAUGAACAUUUCUGCAAUCUAUUUAGACAAACUCAUGUCCACUUUUUGUCCUCCACAGACCAGGAACUCUACUGGACUUCAGGAGUCAGGACUUGGCUGAGCAGUUGACUUUGCUGGACUCUGAGCUCUUUUACAAGAUCGAGGUACAAAUCAUAAACGAUCAUUUAAGUUCUUUAUAUUUUCAUUUUUUCACUCUUGUUUUUCCCUAAAAUUAAAGAAAAUGAUGAAAAGAUUUUAAAUGUGGAAAAGGGCAAGUUGAAGAAAAGUCUUAUUUUGUGUGCUCCUUACUCAAAACACUACAAAAAAUUCUGUUGUGGCAACCAAUAUAACAAUACCAACAUGUGUUUCUCACCUUUGUCUCGCCUGUUUAGCUUCCAGAGGUGUUGCUGUGGUCUAAAGAGCAGAAUGAGGAGAGGAGUCCAAACUUGACGCAGUUCACCCAACAUUUCAACAACAUGUCCUACUGGUAACCGAGCACAGCACUCUGUUUCUCACAAAAGUUAUACAAACAGGGUUUGUUUAGUUUUAGAUCAACUUAUUCAUGUAACACCAGAGUUUCAGGGUUUAAAGGCACAAUGUGAGUAUUUAGCAACAUUUAGCAGAACAGACUUCGUAGAAAUGGAAUGAAAGUAUGUUUAGAUUAUAGUAGAAUCACUAAAAUGUAGAGUUAUUUUAUUUCUGUUGACUUGAGGCCUUUAAAUUGCAGAAACAAACAUUGAAAUGCACAUCACAUUUUCUGCACAUCUGUCUAAUGAGCUCUCCAGUGUGCUGUGAGUGGUUUUCUGAAUAAGAAAUUGUGAGCAACAAUCUGAAUAUUUCACUGUUGACCUCUAAGUUCUGCCCUGCAUUUUGUUGGAUUUUCGUUUUUACAAAAAUUAAAACGUCUCGAGUCAGGUUCUAUUAAGAGGCUGAAGCACUAAGUUUAAAGCAGACUGAAGCCUUAAAUGUAAAAUUCUGUCCUCAUUAGAUACAUGAUACAUUUCUUCAACAGCUGUUGUACUGUUUGAAUUAAUGUCUAUCAUAUGAAAAAUAGGAUAAAUAAUGAAUUCUGUGAAUUUUAGGGUUCGUUCUGUCAUCAUUCUUCAAGACAAACCUCACGACAGAGAAAAGUUGUUGCUGAAGUUCCUGAAAGUUAUGAAGGUAAAAGCAUACAGGUGAAACAGGUGAAAGGUGGAGCCAUGAAGCAAUAAUCUUUUUAUGUUGUCGUUUUCCUCUUUCUGGCUGAGAACACAGCCCUGCAUUACACACAUUUACUUCAGUAUGAGUGUUAAAUCUGACAGUCAAUGUGUGUAUGUGUGUUUCUGAAUGCAGCACCUGCGGAAGCUGAACAACUUCAACUCAUACCUGUCUAUUCUGUCAGCGCUCGACUCGGCUCCACUGAGACGCCUGGACUGGCAGAGAAGCACGGCUGAGGUCUCACUCAACAAAAAAAUACUGUUUACUGUUGUGAAAUGAGCAUGCCAGUGUGUCCUGUGAGUUACAGUGAGUUGUGUGUUUUUAUUUUAGGCUCUAGAGGAAUUCAGCUCUUUGAUUGACAGCUCGUCAUCUUUCAGAGCCUACAGAGCAGCUCUAGCGGAAGUGGAGCCUCCCUGUAUCCCCUACCUGUAGGUUAAGACUCCCUUUAUUCCACUCUAUACCAUACUUGCAUGUUAGCACCUUCUUGGACCACUUAAAAUCCUACCUGUGUGUUUAUACAUGGGAUACUACCCUGAUUUCACCUUACAUAAAACAACCUGAAUACUUGUCUGCAUUCAUUGUACCAGACCUGUGUCUUAAUGUAUUGUAUAUAGCAUCAUAUACUGUUGACCCUACCUGGGUUUUGAUCCCCCUCUGUGUGUGUUGCAGGUGUAAAACCCCUUUACCUUGAUGUGUAUAUUAGAUACCUGUAAACUAAUUCUUGCACCCCACUAACUUGUACAUAUUCUACCACUAAGGGAGUAACCCUUACUUAUAGUCUAACUGUCGAUUAAUUGCUUCCAUAUCUUGGUAUAGCCUACCUAUGCGUUUGCAACCUUCAGACAUCACACUACAAUCCUACUAGUAUGAUGAAGUCCUGUAUAACUCACCAUUUUAUUCUACAUCUUCAAGUUUAUUAACGGUUUACCAUACCUCAUUCUCAACCUGACUUAUACCCAUAUACCCUAUUUAUAUUUAUACUCCUCCCACUUGUGAAUUAUUGUCGAUCCAAUUGAGUAUGUGCAGCAGUUGAGUCCAAGACAAAGUUCCCCCAAGGAGACAAUCAAGUGUAUUAUAUCAUAAUGUGUUGUAUCAUAUCAUAAACUAAAUCGUAUCGUCUAUAAUAUGGUAUGGUAUGUUUUGGUAUCAUAUCAUAUAGUACCUUUCCAUAUAUUAUUAUAUCAUAUCAUAUCAUAUCAUAUAAGGUUUUAUAUUGUAGUAUAUCUUAUUAUUGUCUCAUAUUUUGUUGUAUUAUAUCGUACCAUUUUAUAUCAUGAUGUAUUGUAUUGUAUCAUGUUGAAUCAUGUCAUACCAUAUCUGACAAAUGUUCUGUAUGCACCAAAAAUACACUAUGCACCCUAUCUUUAGGCUAAGAGGCUACCCAAUAUACCCCGUAUCUAUAACCUUCCUUGGGGUCAGUUAUCUGUAUAUCCAGCUGUAUCUGCACCACCAUUGGGCAUACCCUGUAUACCCUGCUAUUUAUACUUUGCCUGUUGGUUACUAGCCUGUACUAUAGUUACUCUAACUUUACAUGCCACCUUUUUUAUAGUUUCAUAUUUUUAUACUCAAACUGUACGUCUAUUCAUCUCACAUAUGAGCUAAUACUCUUGGACAACGUGGUAUAACUGUUUAUCUGUCUUAAUGUCCAUAUUUCAGGGGUUUGAUCCUACAGGACUUGACUUUUGUCCACCUGGGGAACCCUGACACUUUGACAAGCUCACAGGAGUCAAAGGUCAACUUCUCCAAACGCUGGCAGCAGUUUAACAUCCUGGACACCCUGAGGACAUAUCAACAAAUGUUAGUUACCUGUAUUACUUAAGUUUAAGUAGUAGUAUUGCAGUUUUUCAUCUGAUUUCCCUCUCUGAAUUAUCACCUUAACCUCUUUUCUCAUUGCAGCCAUUAUUCUCUGCAGCCCGAUGAUGACAUCAUAUCUUUUUUUAACGACUUCAGUGAUCACCUCGCAGAAGAAGCAUUGUGGGAACUCUCCCUCAGGCUUCGCCCACGGAACACUCCGCGAGCCAAUCAGAGAUGACGGGUUAAACCAGGACAAAAGUGAUCUUGGUCUUUCAUGGAUCAUCAUGUUUUAGAUAAUAAGGAUAAAAACAUAGGUGCUAACAUGACUCAGGCUGUUACCAAACUGGACCUGACAGGUACUUGUCUUGUGUUCAUAAGCACAGGAAUAAGCCUAGUUCACACUUAUUCAUAUACUAGCACAGCCAUGGCCAAAAAUGUGUCUGUCCGAGCUGUUCCUGUAAAAAUAACAAUAACAGACUGUUUCUGUGCAAUAGAAAAACAAUCUUUAGAGUCCUAGGUGGAAGCAUAGGCUAGCCUGGUUUAACCCCAGGACAUAGCCUCAGUGUGGGCCAGAACUGUACAUGUGUUUAAAUUAAUCCUGCAAUAAACAUAACUGCUUACUGCUCUGUCAA
Messenger RNA from Xyrichtys novacula (pearly razorfish), 15461 nucleotides. The record is from the annotation of a GenBank genome assembly. NCBI's taxonomy places the organism in Eukaryota, Metazoa, Chordata, Actinopteri, Labriformes, Labridae.